UUUCAUUUCUCUCUCCUGCUGCCAGUGAUGGCGUCUCCUGAUCUGAGACAGGAGCUGGACUGUUCCAUCUGCCUGAGCAUUUAUACAGAUCCUGUAACCCUGAGAUGUGGCCACAACUUCUGCCGGGUCUGUAUUGAUCGUGUGCUGGAUACACAGGAGGGGGCUGGAGCUUAUACCUGUCCUGACUGCAGAGCAGAGUGUCAGGAGCGUCCUGCACUGAUACAGAACAUUCCUCUGUGUAACAUAGUGGGGAGGUUCCUGUCUACUCGGCCAGAUCAGGAGGAGACUGGGAUCUUCUGCACUUACUGUGUGGACUCUCCUGUACCUGCUGCUAAAUCCUGUCUGCUGUGUGAGGCUUCUCUGUGUGAUAAACACCUGAGAGUACACAGCAAGUCAGCAGAACACGUCUUAUGUGAUCCCACCACUGCCCUGGGGAACAGGAAAUGCUCCGUCCAUAAGAAGGUCCUGGAGUAUUACUGCACUGAGGAUGCUGCCUGUAUCUGUGUGUCCUGCAGGCUGGAUGGAGAACAUCAGGGACAUCAGGUGGAGAUGCUGGAUGAGGCUACUGAGAAGAAGAAGGAGAAACUAAGGAAUGUUCUGCAGAAACUGACUACAAUGAGAGAGGAUAAUGAGAAAAGAGUGCACAGUCUGCAGGUGCGCAGGAGAGGACAUCAGGAGAAAGCAGCUGAUGUAACAGAGAGAGUCACUGCCCUAUUUAGAGACAUCAGGAGACAGCUGGAAGACCUGGAGAAGAGAGUCCUGAGUGAGAUCUCCAGCCAGGAACAGCGCGUUUCACUCCCUGUCUCUGAUCUGAUCCGGCAGCUGGAAAUAAAGAAGGACGAGCUGUCCAGGAAGAUGCGUCACAUUGAGGAGCUGUGUAACAUGUCUGAUCCAGUGACUGUCUUACAGGAACCAGACACAGGGGACUUGUGUGAUACUAAGGACAGAAAGAGACGGUAUUCACAGGUCUAUGAUGUUGGAUGUCUGGAUGUGGGUCUCAUCUCAGAGACAUUACACACAGGGUUAUCUGAUAUAAUAAGAGGUAUAAAUGUGUGUUUCUAUAUGCAGGACGCUACAGACAUAGUGCUGGAUGUAACCACAGCUGGUAAUAAUGUAGAGAUAUCAGGUGACGGGAAAACUGCAUCCUGGUCACGUAUAUACCUGCAUCGCCCAGUAACACCACAGAGAUUUGAGUAUGAUCAGGUAAUAAGCACCAGGAGAUUCUCCUCAGGGCGACAUUACUGGGAGGUGGAUGUCAGUAAGUCAGUGGUCUGGAGGGUGGGGAUGUGUUAUACCAGUAUAGACAGGAGAGGAGAUCAGUCAUACAUUGGAUAUAAUACCAAGUCCUGGUGUCUGUGUAGGUGGAAUAACCAGCACUCAGUGAGUCAUGACAGUAAAGAGAUCCGGUUACCUCACAAUAUGACCUGUGACAGAGUGAGGGUAUAUCUGGAUUAUGGGGCAGGACAGCUGUCCUUUUAUUCUCUGCGCGACCCCAUCAGACACUUACACACCUACACUGCCGCCCUCACUGAGCCCCUCCAUGCUGCAUUAUGGGUAGGGGACGGGUGUAUAACUAUAGUCAGGGACUGGGAUGAAUUAGAAUUAUCAUGAGAUCUUUCCAGAAACUGGUGACAUCACAGGGAGGGGAAUGUAAUUGGUGGAGUAAAUACAAUAGAAUAAAGCAGUGGGUAGAGCUACAGCUGAGCCCCUCCCCCUGUGUAACCAGUUGACCAGUAUGUCUGGACUUGCUCCCAUGUUGGUGUUAUGGCCCCCGUACAUCACAUAGAUAUGGUCCCCACAGUAUAUGUCAGGAAUAUUAAACAUGUUUGUAGUCCUCAAUUCCCCGAUCCCAACUGAAAAUGGUCUGGAUCGGUAUAUCGGCAUUUUUAACAUGUUUAAUUUCUCAGGUUCCCUGAUGAAUCACCAGUCAUUGCUGACGUGGAUCCAGAAGGUGGAUCAGUGAAUCAGGGAAAUGGGCCGCCUGAUGUGUGGGGGUCUUUAGAAACUGUCAUUAUAAAUAUAUAAUUAUACAUCUCUGGGAUUUCUCUGCCUCUGACUCACUGACAGCUGUGAUUGGCUGCAAUAUUUGUCUGUCAGCCUGUGUGCACCCUAUUACUGCAGUCGCUUGCUCCUAUUGGCUGUGAUAGAUGUUGGGAUGACGCCACUGUAUAGCCUCAUAUUAGGAAUUGUAGUUUCUUAAAUAAUACAAUAUGUGUUGGACUACAACUCCAAGCAUGCCUUAUUGCUUUGCUGUAUUAAUAUGUCAUUUGCAGAAUCCAUAAUUAUAAUAAAUAUUAUUUUCUCCUAA
This is a messenger RNA of Pseudophryne corroboree (corroboree frog), 2308 nucleotides long. Its product is annotated as E3 ubiquitin/ISG15 ligase TRIM25-like. The record is from RefSeq and is a predicted model, not a curated record. Bases 28 to 1611 code for a protein of 527 amino acids. Lineage: Eukaryota; Metazoa; Chordata; Amphibia; Anura; Myobatrachidae. Gene Ontology annotation, molecular function: protein binding; zinc ion binding. The transcript has a single exon.